AUACAAGCGUGUUUGGAUGGAGCGGAGCGCACUCGGCUGUGUUGACACCGGACGGAUAUGAGGCGAUGUUCUGGCGUGUAAAAGCGCCUGCAGCCGUCUGUAAGAAGGUACGGAGAGAUUUCGCUUUGGAUGAGAGAUUAGGAGGAAGAGAGGAGGGAGAGCAGGAGGAGGAGGAGGAGGAGGAGGAGCAGCAGCAGCGAGCAUCCAAAAAAUAAAAAAUAAAAAAUAAAUACGGUAUCGUGUGGAUCAUCUUUGUGGCACAGGCCCGUCGAGUGCCAGUGGAAGCCAGGGACUGGAUUUGGAAGGUCGCAGGGAUGCAGUGAAAGCUUGACUAUGAAAGGAGGAAGAGGAGGAGAGAGGUGGAGUGAGCCCUUCCUGGUCCGGAGAAAAUGUUAAUUUGACUCUUGCAAAAUCAGGUACCCAUAUAUGCAGCGACUUGUGUGGUAAGGAGGUGAUGGAAAUGCAGACUGAGCUUCACCACUACAGUGACCCCCUCCUCCAGAUGGACCCCCGCCUCCUGUACACCUGAGCCUGCCCUCAGCUCUGCCUCCUUCCCCUCCUCUCCCUCUGCCUCUCCUUGUACAUCUCCCACCUCCUCCUCCGCCCUCCUCAUCCAGAUCUCACUUAUUUUUCCCCUCCUAUCUAUCCCUCCAAUUUACCCUUGUGGGAUUUCACUGCUUUAUAAUCCUACUUAUUAUGGCGGGCUGCGGUCGCUCCUUGGACUCCCCCUGCACACUAGCCUUGCUGGUGGGCUUCCAGUUUGCCUUUGUGCUCUAUUUCUCCCUGGGGGGCUUCAAAGGUCUGGUGUCUGUCCUGGUGCACACCACAGAACCAGAGUUCGAUUACUCUCGGCCACAUGACGUCUACACUAACCUCAGUCAUCUGGGUGUUCCGCCUCCUCCUCCACGUAAUUCUGGUACUGGACCCCCUGCAACAGGACCACCUCUGAAGGACUGCCAGAUCCCCUCCCCACUCUUGGUCGGACCUGUGUCUGUCCAUCUGUCCUCUCCUCUGUCUCUGGAGGAGAUCAGACAGAGGAAUCCACUAGUGCUGCCAGGUGGACGUUACCGGCCUCCAGACUGUGAACCCCGCCACCACACAGCCAUAGUGGUCCCAUACCGGAACAGGCAGACCCACCUGCGAGCCCUGCUUUACCAUCUCCACCCCUUCCUCCAGAGGCAGCAGAUCCAUUACAGCAUCUACAUAGUGCAGCAGUGGGGGAACAGUACUUUUAACCGAGCCAAACUGCUGAAUGUCGGCGUACGGGAGGCGCUCAGAGAUGAAGACUGGAGCUGCAUCUUUCUUCACGAUGUGGAUCUGUUACCCGAGAAUGAUCACAACACCUAUACCUGCCACAAACAGUUCCCCACACACCUGUCUGUGGCCAUGGACAAGUUCAGAUACAGGCUGCCGUACCCACAGUAUUUCGGUGGGGUGUCAGCUGUGACUCCAGAUCAGUACAUGAAGAUGAAUGGCUUUCCUAACCAGUACUGGGGUUGGGGUGGAGAGGAUGAUGACAUCGCUGCCAGAGUACGCCUGUCUGGUAUGAAGAUUGUACGCCCUCCAGUGGCCAUCGGUCAUUACAAGAUGAUAAAGCAUAAAGGAGACAGAGGCAACGAGCAAAAUCCACGCAGAUUUGAUCUCCUGAAAAGGACCAGACUCAACUGGCGCUCCGAUGGCCUUAACUCUCUGACGUAUGAGCUCCUUUCCAAGGAACUGCAACCUCUCUACACCAACCUGACCGUCAACAUUGGAGAGGACCCCCAUGUGCCCCAGGGGAAAGCAAUGGUGUCGGUUAAAAUGGCACCACUUACCCAACAAAACACCAACAAGAACGGAGCUGAACAGGAGAAGAGAAAAGAGAGCAACAGAGCUGCAGCAAAUAUGACUGUAGCCAAACCAGUUGACAAAAAGACAGAACCAACACAGGCAAAGGCAGCAAAUCAAACGACACAGGAGAAGACAGGAGUAAUGAAAUAGGAUGAGAUUAUAAAGAGGAAGUGCAUCACAUCUGUAGUAUAAAGUGGCUUCUCCAUUUAUUUUGUCCUGAAUGAUGUACAUCUGCUCAGCCAGUUUUUACAUCAUGCUAUGAAUUAAAUGACGUUGCAGUUGUCCGCAGGGGUGCGUUCAGGAACACAUCCGAGUCACGUAUUCUUCGUUUCUCAUCCGCUGAAUGCGACUCCGGGUCAGAUGUGUGUGGUCAUACUCAGUGACCGACUCAGUCAUAUCCACGUAGACGGUCCCGACAAACUAAAAACGAGCACGGGACAGCAAAUAUAUAAAUCUCUGCUCUUUUUUCAGACAUCGCAAGUUGUAAACAACACAUCUGCUGCCAGCGGACCUGCAGCUUCAUCCAGUCUGCUCCCAAAAAACUGCUGCUGUCAGUCCACCCCACUCCACUGUGGGUUUGUGUUUCUGUGCCUUCUCUCUUUUAUGCGCGUUUUAUAGACUGAUAGAGUUGCUUUUACAAACUGAACUGGGGGUUAAUUUUACCUCUGCUGCCCCAAAGAAAAAAGAUAGAAAGCAAGGAGGCUAAAUACGAUCUCAGAUCAGAGUAAACAAGUUGCUCCAGGACUGCCGUUUUAUAUUUGUGUGCAUCGAUUAAGCGCUGACCAACUCCAACUCGCUGAAUUCUAGAGUUUAUAUUUAUAUAGAGAGACUUCUUUAUUUGUUUACUGUUUUGUUUGAACUUGUCCUUCCUUACAGUCUGGUGCCUCUUAAUUUUAGUUUCUAGACAAUCAAAUCAUACUGUUUCCACCCACAUUUCGAAGUAAGGAAAUAUCAUCAUGACUAUCUUUACGCCUGUCAGAUAUCCAUAGACUUGGCAUGAUAAUUGUUGUCUAGUCUGACUAUUACUCUCAAUACAUGGAUAGAAAUAUGCUUCUGGUAUUAUCUGUGAUUUUCAGUUUUUUUUUUUUUCUUUUAGAUUAGUCAGAUAUGGAAAAAUAUAACUGCAUACGAUAUUGUAGGCACUUGACUGCACAUUUGCCAGUUUCAGAUUGUGUUAAAUAUCAAAAGUGGUCAUAGUUACAAUAAAGCACUGUGCAUAGAGUUAGGUCAGCUUUUAACUAGGAGGCAGACGUCUUUACAGAUGGCCUUUCAGUAUAAUGCAAAACAGCCCAAUGUAUCUAAAUGUCACUCACUAGAACAAAUCUUUUGUGUCUUGGUUGAAGUAAGGAAACGAGAUUGAAAAUGAAUCCUAUCUUGUGAGGGCUGCUGUAUCAGGACAUACAUAUACCGUAGGUGUUGACAGAUCUGUCAUUGUAUACUCGUAUAAUCUAAAAUUCACAUCAUCUGUCAGAUAUUCUUCUUUUCCAUAUCAUUUGGAAUGUAUUAUUGUGAGUUGUCAUUCUAGUUUACCCUGUGCAAAGUGAGAGUUUAUAAAGGGAGGUGAUUGAAUUCAGUCAUAGGAUGUAGAAUAUCCUGCUGCUAUCUGAUCUGAAAAAGGUUAUAAUUAAAUAGCUUGAAAAAUGACAAACUUUAACACAGAUGAUAUGGUGUGGAAUUGUGUUUCAUUAUGCUAAUAUGUAUGUAUGACUUAGGCUCAUCUGAAUGUACUUCAUUUACUGUUUUAUUUAUGAAGUCAAUGAGAGACUGUUUUUGCUGUGCAUAUGUUGUAGGAAUUGAAACCUUUUACUCCAUCAUCCCUUUACCUCCAUAAUCUGUAUUUUAACAUUGUGCCUCAUCAAGACAGACCAUAUUGAACAUUAUCAAUGGGAGGUGUGUGGGUGCCCUCAAGUGGCACAGUCUGAAAUAGGUCCGGCCAAGAAAAUACAAGGACUGAUUGAGACUGCAGUGUUGUGACAUGAAUGUUAAUUACCAACAUCAGCCAUUCACAGGUUUCAGCCAAUCACAUCUUUGCAUUGCUCUGUGUGGAGGAUUUUUGGUUUGCGUAGAAUCACAUGAUGAUGCCAGCUUAAAGGAGUACAGCGACUCUAAAUUCUACUUGUUGUUAUAGAAUCAAAACUAUAUGGGGAGUGUUUUAUGAAUGGAUAUAGUUUUAUAGAAAGAAUCUACAUAUGUUUAUUUAUGAGAAUAUACUGUUUUAAACAGAUUGUCUUGACAGAUUGCAUAGAUAGACUGCAAGGCCUAAUUUCUUAGCUUUAUAUUAUAUUUAGUUGCAUAUCAAUAGAUAGUAUAUUCUCCAUUUAUCAUAUUGCCUGAGACAAUGUUUAAGAUGUAAAUGAGUGACACACUGAAAGCUUUUAAGGAUGUUAGAUCAACUCUGCUAAUAAUCUGUAAACUGUACUUAACUGGAGAGUUUUCUAUAUUUAAUGAAUGGUUAGUUUUUAUAAAGACACAGUAAAUAAGGUACAGUGAACAGGAUUGGAAUGACAUGUUAGCUUUUUUUUUUAUUUAAAGUGCUCAUCUGAUCAUGUGUUCAUUCUGUUAUUAAUGACAGUUUCAGUUUUUGACGUAAUAGUUCAGGAACACUUGACAGAAAAUAUGUGACAUUCAUGUACCCAUUGCAAGUGAAUGAUGGUUAAUGCAUAAGAUAUAAAGAAAGACCAUGAUA
Sphaeramia orbicularis (orbiculate cardinalfish) is the source of this 4516-nucleotide messenger RNA. RefSeq names its product UDP-Gal:betaGlcNAc beta 1,4- galactosyltransferase, polypeptide 3 (gene b4galt3). Lineage: Eukaryota; Metazoa; Chordata; Actinopteri; Kurtiformes; Apogonidae. Gene Ontology annotation, molecular function: galactosyltransferase activity. The record is from RefSeq and is a predicted model, not a curated record. The transcript has 8 exons. The coding region runs from base 697 to 1980 and encodes 427 amino acids. Gene Ontology annotation, cellular component: Golgi apparatus. Gene Ontology annotation, biological process: carbohydrate metabolic process; galactosylceramide biosynthetic process.